CCCUCUGGAACGCAGCCGGCAAAUCGGGUUACAGCAGCAGUCGGCUGCCCCAGAGGCAGAAGCGGGUGGCGUUCGGGGGCGUCCGCGGGCUUCCGAAGUCCAACAUAUAAAGCUGCUAAAAGCAGAGCAGAUCUGGUCAGGUUCCGAGACGCUGAGUCCAGAGCAAUGUUGCUGAAGACAGUGGUCUUGCUGGCCCUGGUGGCCCAUGUGCUGGUGCUAGAGAAUGGGCUCCUGCGGAAGCCACCCAUGGGCUGGCUGGCCUGGGAACGUUUUCGCUGCAACACCAACUGCGAGGAGGACCCGAAGAACUGCAUCAGUGAGCGGCUCUUCAUGGAGAUGGCCGACCACCUGGCACAGGAUGGAUGGCGGGACCUAGGCUACAUAUACCUCAACAUCGACGACUGCUGGAUUGGUGGGCGGGACGCUAAAGGCAACCUGGUGCCCGACCCCAAGCGCUUCCCCAACGGCAUUGCCUUCCUGGCAGACUAUGCUCACUCCCUGGGCCUGAAGCUGGGCAUCUACGAGGACAUGGGCAACUUCACCUGUAUGGGCUACCCAGGCACCACACUAGACAAGGUGGUUCAGGACGCUCAAACCUUUGCCGCGUGGAAGGUGGACAUGCUGAAGUUGGAUGGCUGCUUUUCGACCCCCAAGGAACGGGCCCAGGGGUACCCCAAGAUGGCAGCUGCCCUGAAUGCCACAGGCCGCCCCAUUGCCUUCUCCUGCAGUUGGCCAGCCUAUGAAGGGGGCCUUCCCCCAAAGGUGAACUACACUCUGCUGGCAGAAAUCUGCAACCUCUGGCGCAACUAUGACGACAUCCAGGACUCCUGGAGUAGCGUGCUCUCCAUCCUGGACUGGUUCGUGGACAACCAGGACAUCCUGCAGCCGGUGGCAGGCCCUGGGCACUGGAACGACCCGGACAUGCUGCUCAUAGGGAACUUUGGCCUCAGCUUUGAGCAAGCCCGGGCCCAGAUGGCACUAUGGACGGUGCUGGCAGCGCCCCUCUUCAUGUCCACGGACCUGCGUACCAUCUCAGCCCAGAACGUGGACAUUCUGCAGAAUCCACUCAUGAUCAAAAUCAACCAGGAUCCCUUGGGCAUCCAAGGACGCAGGAUUCGCAAGGAGAAAUCCCGCAUUGAAGUGUUCAUGCGGCCCCUGGCCAAUGGGGCCAGCGCCUUAGUCUUCUUCAGCCGCCGGACAGAUAUGCCGUAUCACUACCACUCCUCCCUCGCCCAGCUCAACUUCAACAGCUCCCACACGUAUGAGGCCCAGAAUGUCUACACGGGUGAUGUCAUCAGUGGCCUCCACUCUAAAACCAACUUCACAGUGAUCAUCAACCCCUCAGGGGUGGUGAUGUGGUACCUGUAUCCCGUCAGGAAGCUGGGGACGCCCCAGCACUGAGGAGCUGAGACAUGGGACAGGCUGUGGCGGCGCCGCUGAGCCCAGACUAUGGAGCCUCCACAUGCCGAGGCCGGCAGGCGGGGUUCUCGGACACCCAGGCGCGCUCGGGGACUUGGCCCCAUCAGACCCAAAGUGCAAUCUCAGGGCCAGGUUCCAUGCCCUGCCCAAGUGUGAACCUUCUUGGAAACUUGUCUUGGGGCGAUUUCCCAUGGCCUUCCUGGCUUCCAUCUUGCCUGCGCGGCCCCACAGAUGUUACUGAGGAACUCAGCCAGCCUCCUGAGCCCCCACAAGCAGGGGGACUGAUAACCCUCUGACCUUUUUGUUCACUCUGAAAUCAGGAAUUUUUUUUGAAAUUUGUAAAUUUGGAAUUUUUCUUAUGAUUAGGAGUGGAGAUCUGACCUCUUGUCAGGAACUGCCAUGAAUCGUGUGACUGGUUUUCCCGCAUGGAUAAGGCCUUACAGGCUAACACCACCAAGGUAGCCUUGGUUCCGUCAGGUUACCAAUAAAGCUGUUCUUUAACUGAGUAGUUGCAGUAUGGACCUGGGGCCACGGGCACCUUCAGUGAGGGACUCUGGGAGGGACAGUACAUAGGCUGCUGGUUUCAGAUCUCACCCCACAUGGAAGGUGUGUGGCAUCUUCUGGCUCCUCAUUUUCCAAAGUGACCUGCAGACUGUACUUCCUAGAGCUGCCAGACUUGCCUCUCCCCGGGGAGCCACCCUGCUCUGCCCAACGGAGCAGGAAGGACUGUGAAGCAGAGCAGCAGGUGCCCAGGCCCUUUGUCUUGUGCAUCCCUCCCCCACCCCAUUCAGACUCACUCCUCAGCCCUCCUGCUAAUAGAAGACCCUGAUCUGCUAAGGAUUUUGCAUUGUCUCCAGCCGCCGCCUGCUCAUGUCCCCCUUUCUGCAGGGCUUCGUUCAGGGGCACUCCGGAGCGGACUGCCCGUGAGGGGGUCAGCCAGCCUUCUCCCACAGGGCCACGACAGCUGCUCCUCUGCCCGGCAGUGCCCCAGCCCUCCCUUGGUAUCUCUUUUCCUAACCUGGCUUCCGAGGAGGUUCAGAUCCCACCGCUGUGUCCAAAGACAAGUCGAGGGGCUCUUUGUGUCUUAGAAUAUACUUCCUGCUCCUCCUCCUCCUUCAGGAAAGUCAAAGAAUGGCAGGUUCUUGACUGCCUCCCUUUGGUUCCUAUUUCCCAAACCCUAUUCAUUUAGCCAAGGCCACAAGGCACCUGUGGUCCCUGAUGGCUCUUGUCCCCAUCUGGAAAGCUGGCAGCAGAGCAGGCUAGGUAGGUUUUCCUUGGGCUCUGAAGAUGGGAGCGCCCAGUGCCUCAGGCCUUGCACUCUUUUGCCCUGUGGGUACUCUUCUGCGUAGAUCUCCCAUGCUCCCUCCCUCAGGGUUUGAGUUCCUUUAUAGGAAUAUGGUAUAAAGAACUGCAUGUUUUACUGUGUCAUUAGGAUCACUGGGGCUUCACUGAUUGAGUCUGGGGUCAUCAGAGAGAGCUCCCUUUUCCUAGCUGAUGUCUUAAGGCGAUGGGUCACUUAGAGUGUCAGAAGCCUACCUCCUCCCUUGGAGGCCUGUCACCCCAUGCAGAGCUCCAGCUUUGGAUCCUGAUUAUAGCCCGAGUCAAGCCUAGAGGGAAUGGCCUCAGGUGGGGUGCAUUCUUUGGCCAGUCCUAGAAAGAAGUCUUUCCUACUGCCCUGGGGGAAAGGUGGGGGAAAUAGCAGGGGAUGGUGGUUGAGACCAUAGACUUGGGAGCCAGGGUUAGGGAGCAGCCCAGACUUGACCAGUCAGUUCAUUUGCCCUCCAGACUGAGACACGGUUACAUGUCUUCACUUGUGAUAUAACUUGUCCUUUUAUCCUGGGGGUACCAGAUUGAUUCUCUCUUUAGCCUUCAUGCUCUCGAUAUCACCCCUGCCUAUCUCCCAGGGGUGGUUUUACUCCCUUCUAUCCAAGGCCAAUUAGGAGCUCAAUUAUUUUUUCCCAGUUCAAGGCAUCCUUGUUUGGACCCAACGGUACACCUCAUCUUUUAAGAAAGAUUAUAAAAGUUUUCAAACACAAAACUAAAAUGGUGAACUCUGUGUACCCAUUACCCAGUUCCAGCAAACAUCAACAUGUGCUAAGAUUUCAUAGCUGUCUUCCCACACAUACUUUUUGUGAGCUGGAGUAUUUGAAAGUAAGUCAAAGAAAACUGUAAAUGCCACUAUGUAGCUCUAGGAGGUCUUUAAAAACAUAUGUGACCUUAAUAUAAUUUUCCUGGCCAACAAAAUAAAGUUUUUAAUAAUCUAA
Mustela erminea (ermine) is the source of this 3683-nucleotide messenger RNA. RefSeq names its product alpha-N-acetylgalactosaminidase (gene NAGA). Lineage: Eukaryota; Metazoa; Chordata; Mammalia; Carnivora; Mustelidae. The record is from RefSeq and is a predicted model, not a curated record. Gene Ontology annotation, biological process: glycoside catabolic process; oligosaccharide metabolic process; glycosylceramide catabolic process. The transcript is spliced from 10 exons. The coding region runs from base 166 to 1401 and encodes 411 amino acids. Gene Ontology annotation, cellular component: cytoplasm. Gene Ontology annotation, molecular function: alpha-galactosidase activity.